CAUAAUUGUCAAGUCAGGCGACAGCUGAAAAGUCUGAAGUCUAUUUCCUGAAAUUGGUUCAUUCAAUUAUUUAUUAAAAUUUUAACAAAAUUAAUAAUGUCGGAUAACAAAGAUGCAGCUAAUAAGGAAGUCGACCCAGAGUUAGAUGAUCUCUUGGAUAGUGCUCUCCAAGACAUGACAAAGAAGGAUGUGAAGAAAGAAGAACCUAGUGGGGAAGGUUCUGGAGAAAUUCCACAGAACAUGUGGAGUGAGGACUUCAUUAAAGAGGCAGCGGCACAGUUUGAGAGCAAUAUGGCAGCCAUUUUGGGAAAUUUUAGUGGAGUACCAGAGGACCAAAUUACACAGGAACAAAUUGCACAAACCUUCACUAAAAUGGCUGAAGCCGCAGCUCAAGUCCUGAAACCGGCGAAUGCUGAAGGCGAAUCAGCCUCUACUGAAGAACCUGCAAUUCAGGGCAAAAUUGAUGAGGUAUCGGCAGCGAUAUCUCAGACAUUGCAAAAUUUAAAUACAAAUUCGGAAAAUCUUCAGACGCCUUUCUCUGAACAAGAUUUUGCAAAUAUGUUUAGUAACUUCAACUUGGGAGAAGGUGAACAGGAUGGGAAUAAUAUGUUUGUUCCAUUCAUGCAAGGCAUGAUGCAGUCAUUACUCUCAAAGGAAGUUUUAUAUCCUUCCUUGAAGGAGCUAGUAGACAAGUAUCCAACAUGGCUGGCUGAAAACAAGGGGAAGAUUGAUCAGGCUGAGUAUGAAAGGUUUGAAAAACAGCAGCGUCUAAUGCAGCAGGUCUGUGCGGAAUUAGAACCGGAACAAGAAUCAGAUCCUGACGACGUCAAGAGGAAGCGGUUUGAGAAGGUCCUAGAUCUCAUGCAAAAGAUGCAAGAUUUAGGCCAACCGCCCACAGAGCUUGUUGGCGAUAUUGGGGUGCCCCCCGCGGGAUUCGCUGCCCCCGUCGGCCAAGACCCGAGUCAGUGUAACCUCAUGUAGUUCCUACUUAUGACGUAAUUUCGACGCAUUUCGACAACGCGUUAUAGACUAUGGUGCUUAGUGAAUAUGUUACCAUAAUAUUAUCAUAUUAUUGUGGGGGUUUGUAUGCCGUACAUUGGGUAAGGUAUGCUUUUUAUAGUCAUAUUGACGGAAGCAAGAGUUUUAGAUUUUGUUUUCAAUGUGUUUAUAGAUGGGUACAGCAGAGCAGAACGACAGUUUCAUUUAGUACAUCCAUUAAAUUUAUAUUAAAAAUGUAUUGAUAAUUUUAGGGAAUGAAAUAUAAGGUAUUAAUAUACUUGGAAAUGUCAUUAUCACGAGAAAAUUCAGAAUUGUCUUAAAGAAAAGUCGAUAGUGUCCAUAAUUGUGUAUAUAUGAAAGAAAUUAUGAAAUUUUGGAUGUAAACGAUGUAAGUGUAGAGCUGCUGGCAUUUAGUUCUCUUUUUGUAUUACGACAAUGUAAGAAAUGUAAUGAGAUGAUGGAUUAAAACCACCUAUUAAAUAUGGAAUUUAUUAUAUCAUUUAAAAAUUUGCAAUUUGCUCAGGAUCCAUAUGUAACCUAGGUAUCUAAUAGGAAAGGUUUUACGUCCUAUAUAUAGUAUAUUCUAUUGUUAGAAAAAAAGACCUAAAUAAUCCUAAUUAAAAAUCCUGUUUUUCUGUUCUGUGGUACAUGUAUAUAGAAAUACCAUUAAAGUAUAUAUUUGAAAAGUAAUCUAAAAAAUUGACUUUCAGUUAACAAUAUGUUUAGGUAUUGUAAAUAACACUUGGCAAUUAUUAAUUAACUAUAUUGAGAAUGUUUCAGCAAAAUAUGGUUCAUAUAUAUAAAUUUUUAUGCCUGUAUUAAAAUUAGUUCUACCUGAUUAAACAUCACAUAGUAGUAUAAUUAAAAAAAAAUACUCUUUAAUUAUACCACAUCACAAUUUUAUUUUUUAUAUAAUGGUAGAUGACUAGUGACUGAAAAGUUAGCAAAUAAUUGAACAAAUAAAUUGUGUUUAAAAAUACAAAAACGAAAAGUAAUGUGAAAUUGGGCAUGUUUUGGUUUGUAUUGCACCACUGCAUUUCUUGUAUUUUAUAACUUGUCUACCUUGAUGUCUGUUUAUUUGCAAUAAUAGAGCUUAAAUAUUACAUGCCUAUGUCUUAGUCAUAACAUAGUAAUUAGUAAUACGUAUAAUACUUGUUUGUCUAAGCGUAAUACUAAUUAAUUUGUUAGAUAGUAUGCAAUUUAUCAUCGUAACCAUUUGUCACUCUUACCAUAAAUAUAUAACUAUAUGUUUUAUGACUGUAACAUAUUAAAAACUGUCAUAAUAUUACAUUUUCUGUUACAAAAUCAUAAUGGGAACUUGCUUUUCAAUCCUAUUACUCUUAUCUCUUAGUUACUUAGAUCUUUUAUUUCCUUUAAUUUAAAGAAUGAAGAAAUUUAUAAUUCGUCAAAGAUUUAAAAUUUGCACAAUAAAUGGCAAUGUGUAUUAAAAAAGUUUUCAUGCUUGGAGAUCACCUGCAUGGUGACACUGUGGAACAGUGCCAAAGAUGUUUAAACUAUCACAAAUAUUUGUUUAAAUACAUAUAAGUGAGACUACCGCUUCAUAAAAUCGGUUGUUGAGGUAAGUACGGGAUUCGGAAGCAAAUAACAGUGUUGCCAUACCCUUCCUAACCCGUACACUUCUGAAAAUCUGUUAACCCCAUAACGUCUAUUGUACGAUAGAGAUGGCGCUAGUGCGUUAAUAUAUACACAUUUAUAUACUUUGUGAAUUCGCCAAAAUUUAUCCUUCUGCUCUUCAAGUAAGUGGUAUGGUUUUUCUAAUUUAACUUAUAAGGGAAGGUCACUGUACUGAAUUCUAAAAUAAAUAUUAUUUUGUAAAUUUACGAUAGUAGUUGUACACCAUAUUUUGUAUCGGAAAAGUACUAAUACUUUGAUGGGCCCAUAACUAAUUAUGGAUCCUUUGUCUUUAGAGUUUGAUCAAAAUCAACGCAUGUGCAAAUUUUCAAUAUUUUUUUUUCUUAAUUAAAAAAUUCAAACUUAUAAUGUCCCCUCUUUUGCAAUUGAUUUCUUAUGUGACUAGUAUUUUUUAAUAAAAUUCGAGGAACUCGUUUAUUUUACUUUUAAUUAUUAUGAGAGUUAAAGGAAACUUUUGUGUAAAUUAUGUUAUUUUUUUUAAUGAGUGAAAAUGGAAUGGUAGCCUUACGUGCACUAUAUUCUGCUACGCUGGCGAGGCACCAGUGAAGGUUGGUAAGAGAUAAAAGCAGGUCAGUGAGCUCAUCAUUCGAAUUUAAAAAUUAAUCACAAUGGUUUCCAGAGGGAACCAUGUGUGGAGAGGAAACCAAUAGGAUAUUUUUAGGGUAAUUGCCAGCAUUAGGACUGUUAGGCUCCCGCCCGUAAAUUACAUACUGACCUGAAUGUCCUUCGAUGUUGGUUAUCAUUUUUUAUCGGUGUGAAGUAUAAAUAUUGUAUUGAUUUUUCAUAUCAUUGGGUUAUAUGGGGAUCAAGCAUUUGGUGUAAUUGUUUUUUUUUUUUUUUAAUUUAUUCUUUAAUAUGUAUAAUAUCGUCAAAAAUGAAUUGAUUAAUACAUUUAACUGUAUUAACUCAUUAGCGCCAUCUGUUUCUUAUAACAGUCUCAAGCGGUAGCUCUCAAUCGGCUAGUUGGCACAAAAUUUGACAUGUUGUUAAUUUGUAUAUUAUCAUAAUUUUAUUAUUAAUUUGUAUUUAAUAUUAUUUUAAAACUGUUUAGUUCAUUGUUUAAUAAAAAGAAACGUUUA
Messenger RNA from Galleria mellonella (greater wax moth), 3731 nucleotides. It is a transcript of the gene Pex19, whose product is annotated as peroxisomal biogenesis factor 19. The transcript has 8 exons. The record is from RefSeq and is a predicted model, not a curated record. Gene Ontology annotation, biological process: protein import into peroxisome membrane. Gene Ontology annotation, cellular component: peroxisome; peroxisomal membrane. NCBI's taxonomy places the organism in Eukaryota, Metazoa, Arthropoda, Insecta, Lepidoptera, Pyralidae. The coding region runs from base 97 to 981 and encodes 294 amino acids.